This is a messenger RNA of Caenorhabditis auriculariae, 1825 nucleotides long. Lineage: Eukaryota; Metazoa; Nematoda; Chromadorea; Rhabditida; Rhabditidae. The record is from the annotation of a GenBank genome assembly.
AUGCAGGUUUUAUCAUUAUCCUCGAGUUUCGUCGAACGCGUCGCGGUUUUUCAGGCGAGAUGGGCGGCGCGUGUCUUCGCCGGAAGCGUUGAUUUGCCUCAGAAGGAAGCGAUGUUGGAAGAUAUGGCGAGAAAGAAAGCGAUCAUGAAGAGACGAUACUUUGAGAGCACGAAACACACGAUUCAGGUUAAUUUUUAGGAAAAUUUAGACCAAGAAAAAGUUUGGAAGGUCCCGUACCAUUGUACCACCAUACCAUCCCGGUGUUGCGAAAAUAAAUUGAUUGAAUGAAGAAACGAGUCAAUUUUGGUUUUUGCAUUUUUUAAAGUUGAACUUUGCUCAAACUUUGAAUUUAACCUUUUUUUUAACUUUAAAAAAUCUUUCCUCAUCUCUGUUUUGAUAAAAAGUCAACCGAAACUCGCCAAAAGCACAAAAAAGGUUGCGUCGAUAAUUAUGACGCACCAUGGUCGUCUUUAUGUUUUCAUUCUUUCAGGUUGAUUACAUGGAUUAUAUGGACGAAAUCGCGUCGAUCAUUGGAUGUCAGCCUCCCUUGAAGCAGGUGAAACUCACUUUUUCAUUUAAUUUAUAAAAUUAUACAACCUAGAUGAAUUUUCUCUUUUCAGUACCUCUUCUCCGAUCCCAAGUUCGCUAUGCGGCUCAUCAUGGGUCCAAACGUACCUUAUGUUUAUCGAUUAGUGGGGCCAAAUGCCUGGGAUGGUGCUGAACAAGCCGUUAGAGAAGUUCCAUAUCGUGUCAAGAAACCUUUGAAAAAUCGCCAGUGUCGUACUAGGAAGCAUAAGAAGAGGGGAACGACGGUGAGUGCAUGGGAACAUUUCGAAAAAGUAAUAAUAAAAAGUGGAAAACUUUCUGCAUUUUUCCCUUUUUUUGGUUUUGAUUUGUACAAAAUACAUUUUCAACACGAGUUCUUACCAUUUCAAAACUUUAUCGGCUAAUCUUCUUCCCGAGAUUCAUUUGUGAUUGUCUUUUUUAGGUUUUUAUAAAAUCUCAUGAUGAUUUUCUCUAGAUGGAUGCCUUUCCAUACUGAGAAAAAAAAUUUAGUCUUUAGACAAAAACAUUUGAGAAAAAUAUGUUUAGGCUCUUAUUAUAUGUUUUCUUUUUCGUUGAAAAUGUAAGAACACGCAAAUAAUCCUUCAUUUUUUUAAACAAAACAUAUUUUUCAUCAAAAAAACUUUCCACCCACAUUUUGCAAAAAAAGUUAAAUAUUCAAAGGCCCCUGCUUAUAAGUUAAUUUCACCUUUCUUUUGAGUUUCAAGAAAACGUCUGUUUUGUUUCACUAAUCUCUAGCUUUUCAAUUUUUUUCCGAAGUUGCAAAGAUCUACUUUUUAAAAAUAUAUUGGAAACUCCAAAAAGCGGUCCCUUAGAAAAAGAGCUUGAUUUUUCUGGAAGAGCUAUUCAAAUUGGCUACUCUAGGGAUUCUAUUGGCGCUGGGAAAUAAAAAACUUGAUAUCGUUCUUCUUUCCAAAUUGGUGUGCUCUGAGCAAAGUUUCAUACGUUUCCCUUUUGUCUUUUGCAAAUCCCGACCCGCUACGCGACCAUGACGCGUUGACCCAUGGAUUUUUGCAACAAGAAAACGGACAAAUGAUCGAAAAACACUUGUUUUCAGGACGAAUACUUCCGGUUCGCAAGCCAAAAAUGGAUCGCCACCUGGUUGGCGAUCCUAUUUGCGUCGGGAUUUGCGUUCUACUGCUCCGCCGUCUCUGCUAUCCCUUCCUUCUUUUAUUUGAUCAGUCUUUUUAUUUUCUUUAGUCUUUAUGCGUUCCUCCUUCUGUGGUUUGACCUACAGUAUGACAUGUCGACUUGUAUUUGA